AUGGCGGACGAGCUUGAUUUUCCAGCUAGAAGCGAAGCACCCUGUCCAAUCCUGACCGUCAAUUACCUCGAACCGGACACCAAAGUCUACAAGCUGCUACCUAACGACAUUCUGGGUCUUUCCGGCAUAGAAAGUGGUGAAAACAAUACCAAGACUUCUAAUCUUCUCGAAAUUCCUUUUACAACAAUCAACCCAAAACUCCUACUAAAGGACGUUGUGAAAGUGGUCUUGACAAUCCAAGAAGUCAAGAAACUUAAGCUUCCUACUAUCAAAGAUAACAAAGAUAUCCGAGUCUGGUCUGGAAGCAUCAAAGAGAUGAACAACGCCGAUAGAAAUCUUGGUGAUAUCUCGAAAUUGACCCCAGUUGCUGUUGGUAAGUCCCUGAACCAUUUUAUUGCGGACGUUGCAUUUACGGAAGGACCCAUCGUCCAACAAUCGGAUAUCAAAUUCAUCAACAACAAGGACGAACAAGUGGGCUUUCUUUCGGGAAUCCCCGAGAAAAACAAUAAGCGGAAGGAGAGCGAGCUCACGAAACAGAAGGAAAACUCCAAGGGUGAGGAUAGGGAUACUGGCUUCGAGCAUCUGUAUGUGGAUAAGGACAGAGACUACGCCGGUCCCUGUAAGACGUACGGUAACCUUCACCUUCCUAAACCCCCAAACAAAAAGCGAAGCAGGUAG
Penicillium taxi is the source of this 678-nucleotide messenger RNA. RefSeq lists its product as uncharacterized. The record is from RefSeq and is a predicted model, not a curated record. The coding region runs from base 1 to 678 and encodes 225 amino acids. The transcript is spliced from 2 exons. Lineage: Eukaryota; Fungi; Ascomycota; Eurotiomycetes; Eurotiales; Aspergillaceae.